ACUACUAAGAAUUUUACCCGUCCUCUUUGCACUUCCUUCCAUACCUCAGAAUCGGUCUUCAAUAUUUCCUUCCACUCCAGUUUCUGUCCGUGUCUGGAUACUGUUCAGCUUAACUGCUCUGAGCCACAUAAGAAGCUGAAUGCAGAACAUGGAAAUUGAUGGUAUCGCCCCCUCAGUUGAUCAGUUUGUGGACAGUAUAAGAGAUCAGCUUAUCCAGCGUGUGUCUUUAGUAAUGCCAUUGGCUGAUGUGCUGAAGUCAAAGGAAAUGUUACAAAAGGAGGCAUAUGCAAUUAUUAAAGCAGAAAAGACCCCUCAGGACAAAAUGAGAGCACUGUAUGAUGCCUUGGACACCGAAGGACGUGCAGCAAAAGCUGCUUUUUACGAAGCGCUGAAGGACCAGAAUCCACAUCUCGUUAAGGAACUGGUGAAUGGAAUGCUGAGGUAACUGCGGUGACACUGCAGUGCGUGAAGGAGAAAACCAGCAACGAGACACACAAACAGCUGCAGAGAGGCAAUAUUUCUAUUUUUGUGUUAAAAUAAAUGCACGUCAAGAAACCAA
Molecule: messenger RNA, 559 nt
Organism: Pygocentrus nattereri (red-bellied piranha)
Lineage: Eukaryota; Metazoa; Chordata; Actinopteri; Characiformes; Serrasalmidae
Product: NACHT, LRR and PYD domains-containing protein 1b allele 3-like
Exons: 4
Coding region: 140-445 (101 amino acids)
Biological process (GO): inflammatory response; innate immune response; regulation of apoptotic process
Source: RefSeq, a predicted model, not a curated record